UGAUUACAUGAAUCUAUAUAUACAAGGCUAGACUAGUCACUAAAUUCAUCACCUUUUUCGCUUUGGGCACCAAUGGACUCACAUGAGGAGCAACAAUGCUUACCUAUCCUCGACUUCUCCCGCGAUAAGCUAGUGCCAGGCACGAGUCACUGGAUCACGACCAGGGACAAAGUCAGAAGAGCAAUGGAGGAGCAAGGUUGGUUUGUGGCAGAUUUCAAUGGCGUCACAUCAGAUAUAAGGGAGGACUUGCUCACCGGGAUGAAGGAGAUGUAUGAUCUUCCGUACGAAAUCAAGAUCAAGAACGAGAACCACAAGGUCUCACACGGGUACAUGUCUAUGGUUGUUGAGAAUUACCGGAUCCACGAAAGCUUGGGGAUAGAUUAUGCAACUGAGCACCAAGCUUGCAAAGACUUCUCUAAACUACUCUGGCCACAAGGAAACGAUCCCUUCAGUGAAACAACACAUAAGUACGCAACAGCACUAGCCGAGUUAGAGCAGAGGGUGAUGAGAAUGUUGUACGAGAGCUACGGAAUGGACGAGAAGAAGCACUCGGCGAGUCAUUCGGAGUCAACUCGAUACCUGUUGAGGAUGCUGAGUUACCGGAGACAACGAAACGGUGAAGCAAACACUGGUUUUGUAUCACAUACUGAUAAGAGUUUCAUGAGUAUCCUCCACCAGAACCACGUCGGUGGUCUCCAACUAAAAACCAUGACCGAUCAAUGGGUCCGGUUUAAACCCUCGCCGACAAGAUUCGUCGUUCUCUCCGGCAUGGGUCUGACGGCGUGGAGUAACGAUAGGAUAAAGGCAUGUUACCACAAGGUAGUGAUGAGCGCUGAUGAGAUUCGUUACUCUUUAGGGUUUUUCUCCUUCCACAAGGGCACGAUUCGUACGCCGGAGGAGCUUGUCGACGACGAACAUCCCCUCCGUUACAACCCUUUCGAGCACGACGGCCUCCUCCGCUUCUACGAGUCGUACCUCAACCUCAAGAAAUCAAGCGAAGAUCUCCUUCAAGUCUACUGCGGCGUCAACCCCUGAACCAACGUAUUGCUGUGCUUUAAGUAUUCGUAGUCAUGUGUGUAUUAAAAAAUUUCAAUAUAUUAUUAAUAAAAACUCUGUU
Camelina sativa (false flax) is the source of this 1117-nucleotide messenger RNA. Its product is annotated as putative 2-oxoglutarate-dependent dioxygenase AOP1. NCBI's taxonomy places the organism in Eukaryota, Viridiplantae, Streptophyta, Magnoliopsida, Brassicales, Brassicaceae. The record is from RefSeq and is a predicted model, not a curated record.